GCAUCAGGGAGCCGCUGUGUAUAUGCGGGAGACUCCCGGAACUUCCGGGACACUUGGGAUCUCUGCCUUGGAAACAUGUAGCAUUGGAGGCUCUCGCCUUUCUGACAGGAUCUUUGGCGUCUCUAUUCGCCCGUUUCCUUCUAAAUCACGUGACUCAAACACACUCAUUGAACGCGACCUCUCUCGGUUACACCAGUAGAAGCUUUUCACAGUGCAGUGUGUGAGCAGUAGUUAUAUUAAUGAAUCAAACUAAAGACCAAAACGACGAUUAUGGCUAUAAUCUCUUUCCAGAAAGAAAGAAAAGCAAAUAUAAGAAAGGAUCCAUCGGAGAGAGUUUGUUCACUUUCAACCACAAAUGUCAGGUUAUGCUUCAAUUCGCACUGGAGACCAAUCCAUAUGCCAAACUACUCCUAGGAGCGAUGAAGAACUCUGGCUGCUCUAUCAACAAAGACAGACAUUUCUCAUGCGAGGACUGUGAUGGAAUCGUCAGCGGGGGUUUUGAUGCCACAACAUCACAGAUUGUGUUAUGUCAAAACAACAUUCACCAGCAGGCUCAUAUGAACAGAGUUGUUACACAUGAGCUCAUUCACGCAUUCGAUCACUGUCGUGCACACGUCGACUGGUUUGAUAACACCAGGCACCUAGCCUGCUCAGAGAUCCGAGCAGCCAGUCUAAGUGGGGACUGCUCCUUCAGUAAUGAACUCGCCAGGUUUAAUUUUGGCCUUAAGCAGCACCACCAGAAAUGUGUUCGGAGCCGGGCGAUGCGUUCCAUCCUCGCUGUCCGCAACGUGACCCCAGAGGAGGCAGAGAAGGUGGUCAAUGAAGUGUUUGACACCUGCUACAAUGACCACGCACCUUUCGGCCGCAUCCCGCACAACAAAAAAGACGCAAAGUUUGCCUGCAGAGAUUUUGAAAACAGAGAUCGAUACUAUGCAAACAUAUAGCAAAGGAAGUGUGAGCUUUUGUGUGAAUAAAGAUUCAGAAAUGUUCAGUGUUAUCAUCACACAAACACAUCAUUAAUGCACCCUGCUUUAUGUUGCUAUUAAAUACAUAUUAUACUGUUAUAUAUUAGGUACACCCAUCCGGUACAUACGUUCAUUGAUUAUAAGCUUCACCUACCAUGUAGAUGAAUUGUAGUAUAAUUGUGGUUAUUCAAUUACUAACUUUGGCACAUCUGGUGCUUUGUAUAGUUUGUCACCCCUGUACUCCAUUCUUUAAUCAAAAAGGGCCCCCAGAUCAGAUGAUUGGAUGAUUGUGAUGGUUUGGGUAAUAGAUUAAUCUUACACUACCAAGAUAGCAUCAUCGCAGUGCUGAGACUGGUCCACCAGCCAAAUGAUAUCUGUUCUUUCUGGAUCCCUUUCAGUUGAUAACUGAAGUACUGGUGGAGAUCAGUAACUGUAUACCCACAAAGUUCCUCUGGCAGCUUCAUUGAAUGUAUGUACCAGACAGAAGUACUUCAUAAAGUGUUGAGUGAAUAAACAAUUUAAUGUUG
Messenger RNA from Trichomycterus rosablanca, 1492 nucleotides. It is a transcript of the gene atp23, whose product is annotated as ATP23 metallopeptidase and ATP synthase assembly factor homolog. The record is from RefSeq and is a predicted model, not a curated record. Lineage: Eukaryota; Metazoa; Chordata; Actinopteri; Siluriformes; Trichomycteridae. Gene Ontology annotation, biological process: mitochondrial protein processing; mitochondrial proton-transporting ATP synthase complex assembly. Gene Ontology annotation, molecular function: metalloendopeptidase activity. The coding region runs from base 240 to 944 and encodes 234 amino acids. The transcript is spliced from 6 exons.